Molecule: messenger RNA, 498 nt
Organism: Heterobasidion irregulare TC 32-1
Lineage: Eukaryota; Fungi; Basidiomycota; Agaricomycetes; Russulales; Bondarzewiaceae
Exons: 2
Coding region: 1-498 (165 amino acids)
Source: RefSeq, a predicted model, not a curated record
AUGAGAAGAGGAGGUGCGAAGAGGAAUGCCAUAAAAAAGGUCCUCCUGCCCCUCCCUGCCCGGCCCUGCCUGUCCUGCGCACCUGCGCACACCCGGAAGCGGCUCCUCACGCCGCAUCUCUUCCCUUGCUCUCUCCUAGGAGGCGAGGGCACGACCACGCUCCCCGGUACCCUACCGCCCGACGCCUUCUUCUCCAAACACGCCCACUCGACGCUGCGCACCGCCGCACACGCAUCGCACGAGCGCACCCUGUCCUCUGCCUCCGGCUACGCGCACCACCAUGUGGCCGGCGCUGCCAGAAGCACCACCUCGCCCGCGAAGCAGCGCUACGUCACGGACGCGCAUGGCCUCGAGAUCGUCAAAAAGAUCCGGCAGGGCGAGGUCGAGCUGCGCGAUCGCACCAUCGUCCUGUGCGGCAUCAAAGCCAACGUCCGUCCAGCUCGCUUUGCGUUGCAUGUUUUGUGUUGUCACAUUCGCGAUCGCUCAGUGUCGAGCUGA